Molecule: messenger RNA, 603 nt
Organism: Dicentrarchus labrax (European seabass)
Lineage: Eukaryota; Metazoa; Chordata; Actinopteri; Moronidae
Exons: 3
Source: RefSeq, a predicted model, not a curated record
UCUACCUCCAUCUCUCCAUCCUCUACCUAUCCCUCUAUCCUCUGCUGCAUCCCUCCAUCCUCUACCUCUAUCUCUCCAUCCUCUACCUCCAUCUCUCCAUCCUCUGCUGCUUCCCUCCAUCCUCUACUCUGCUGCAUCCCUCCAUCCUCUACCUCUAUCCCUCCAUCCUCUACCCCAUCCCUCCAUCCUCUACCUCCAUCUCUCCAUCCUCUGCUGCAUCUCUCCAUCCUCUACCUCCAUCUCUCCAUCCUCUACCUCUAUCCCUCCAUCUCUCCAUCCUCUGCUGCAUCCCGCCAUCCUCUACCUCCAUCCCUCCAUCUCUCCAUCCUCUGCUGCAUCCCUCCAUCCUCUCCCUCCAUCUCUCCAUCCUCUCCCUCCAUCUCUCCAUCCUCUGCUGCAUCCCUCCAUCCUCUACCUCUAUCCCUCCAUCCUCUACCUCCAUCUCUUGAAGGAAACCCCUCUCUCCUCUGGUGUCUACGUCGCUCUCCCGCCUGUCCUUUUAUGGUAUGGGGAUACCCGCCGUCACAACCGGAAGCAGCCCAUGUUUGGGCAGCUACGAAGCUCGCGGCGGGGGGAAUCCCUCGCGCCGGUGCCGACCAAUAA